Rhododendron vialii is the source of this 894-nucleotide messenger RNA. Its product is annotated as probable LRR receptor-like serine/threonine-protein kinase At3g47570. The coding region runs from base 1 to 894 and encodes 297 amino acids. Gene Ontology annotation, molecular function: ATP binding; protein binding; protein kinase activity. Gene Ontology annotation, biological process: protein phosphorylation. The record is from RefSeq and is a predicted model, not a curated record. Lineage: Eukaryota; Viridiplantae; Streptophyta; Magnoliopsida; Ericales; Ericaceae. The transcript has a single exon.
AUGUCAUCUUUAACAAAUUGCACUAGAUUACAAUGUCUUCUUGUUAACGGGAAUCUUCUCAAAGGUUCAUUGCCCGACUUCAUAGCAAAUCUCUCAAUUGGGCUUGACCGGAUGGUUCUAGGGGGGAAUCAACUACAUGGAAGUAUUCCUUCGGGUAUUGGGAACCUCCUCAAUCUCACUGUCUUAAGUAUGAGAAGUAAUUAUUUCUCAGGCUCUAUUCCCGGUACCAUUGGCAGACUUCGUAAGUUGCAGUAUCUUGAAUUAGAUAUGAACAAAUUCACCGAACUGCCUUCUUCAAUAUUCGGAAAUAUAACUGCACUAAACCGUCUACUCUUGGGAAAAAAUAAUAUCCACGGAAGCAUACCUUCGAGUCUGGGCAACUGUCAAAACUUGUUAAAAUUAGAUCUUUCUCAUAAUAAUCUAUAUGGUUCAUUACCUCUUGAAAUUCUAAAUCUUUCAUCCAUUUCAAUUUCCUUCAAUUUGGGCUAUAAUUCGUUGACUGGUUCUCUUCCAUCGGAAGUUGGGUCUUUGAAAGUACUCAAUCUUCAGCUGAGGGGAGCUUUAAAGAGCUUCAUGUUAGAAUGCAAAGCACUUCAAACCAUAAGGCAUCGAAAUCUUUUGAAGGUAUUAAGUGCAUGUUCUAGCAUAGACUUCCAUGGUAACGAAUUCAAAGCUAUAGUAUAUGAAUUCAUGGCCAAUGGAACAUUAGAUGGAUGGCUGCAUCAAAAUAGAGUUGGGGAGCAUGAGUACCUAAAAAUGAUUCAGAGGCUAGACAUUUCUAUUGAUGUUGCUUCUGCACUUGAGUACCUUCAUUGUGGUUGUGAGUCAAAAAUCAUUCAUGGUGACUUGAAGCCAAGUAAUGUCCUUUUGGAUGAUACAAUUGUAAAAUCCUGA